Molecule: messenger RNA, 810 nt
Organism: Eimeria acervulina
Lineage: Eukaryota; Apicomplexa; Conoidasida; Eucoccidiorida; Eimeriidae
Product: tricarboxylate carrier, putative
Exons: 1
Coding region: 1-810 (269 amino acids)
Biological process (GO): monoatomic ion transport; mitochondrial transmembrane transport
Cellular component (GO): mitochondrial inner membrane
Molecular function (GO): monoatomic ion transmembrane transporter activity
Source: RefSeq, a predicted model, not a curated record
AUGAAUGAAAAAACCAACGCCAGCCACAACGGCGAUAUAAACAACACCGCAAAAACAAAUAAAAAUACCCCUACCCUUAUCUCUAUUCACAACAAAAGCAGCAAAAACAUCUCUACGCUGUCAUCUUCUCCGUCUCUGCAUGCAGAAGAUAAAUCAAUUAACAGCUACUGGGGGCGCGUUUGGUGGUUUUAUCGCCGCAUUAACCCUCGUUUAUUGUUUUAUUCAAACAAGGAUAUUGAAGAGGCUAAGAAGAUAGCUGAUCUUUAUGAGAAUAAUGCAAACAAAGAACUGCAACAGCUCAAACUAACUCCAGCAGAUAUAUCUGCUGCAAUUGAACUAAGAGAUGCAUCUAUCAACCGCAGCAACAACAGCAUCCUCCACCCUCUCCUUAGAAUGGCCGCAUAUGCACCCGUUAAUAUACCCAUUUGUGCAGGUAACUCAAAACAACGCGCAGCAGCAGCAACUGCAGCAGCAGCAAAUGCAGCAGCAAACGCGGCAGGAAAUGCAGCAGCAACUGAAACAGCAGCAGCAACUGAAACAACAGCAGCAACUGAAACAGCGGCAGCAACUGAAACAGCAGCAGCAGCAGCAACCACAGUAUCACCAGAGGAGAUAGAAGAACUCGCUAGCAGCAGCAGCACCAUCCGCAACAGACCCAGCACACCACCUGCAGCAACAACAGCAGCAGCAACAGCAGCACCGGCAGCAGUACCAGCAGCAGCAUCAGCAACAUCAGAAGCAGCAUCAGCAAGAGCAGCAUCAGCAACAGCAGCAUCAGCAGCAUCAGCAACAACAGCAGCAGCAGCAUGA